This is a messenger RNA of Panicum virgatum (switchgrass), 1454 nucleotides long. RefSeq lists its product as uncharacterized. The record is from RefSeq and is a predicted model, not a curated record. The transcript has 7 exons. Bases 1 to 852 code for a protein of 283 amino acids. NCBI's taxonomy places the organism in Eukaryota, Viridiplantae, Streptophyta, Magnoliopsida, Poales, Poaceae.
AUGCCACGUGGCGCAAGUGGAGCGGACGCACGACGCGGGCCGUGUUUUCCCUCGCACCGCGAGCCCCCGCACCCGCGGUGCAGCCCACCGUGCUCCACCGCCUAUCGCUGCGCGUCGGGCCCGCCGUGCUCCACCGUCUCUCCCUCGUGGGGCCGCAGUUCAGGACCCGUGCCCCGCCUCCACGGGACGCCGCGGCUUCUUGCUGCCCCCCCUUCCUCCUCUUCAUUUGGUGGCGGCGGUCUAGGGUUUCGGAGGGGGAGCGAUGCCGGCGUGGGCGUAGCCCUGCUUCGGUCGAGGAUCCCGCCGGCGGCGAGCGCACACCCGGCUGGCGCGUCCAUCCUCCAGGCGCCCUCCCACAGCCCACGCGACCCCCAGCAUUUUCCUCUGCUCUCGCCACAGCUGCAUUGGUGCGUCUUCCUGGUGCCGCUGAUUCAACCGUCUUCCGUUCGCCGCCUGCCCUGCCUACAUUGGUUUGCUAGGUGCCAGGCUGUUGGACGCAUUGCCGUUGCUCAUCCCCUCCUGCAACGUGCUGCCGCUGGCCUCCUUCUGCAGGUUGUCAGGAGAUCAUUUCUGCCCCCUUGUGUCGCCGCUCGAGAAAAUAGGUACAGGAGAAUGUCCAGGAUUAAAAACAAAUGCCUGAUGAAAAAAGCCUCUCUUCCUUAUCAAAGUUCAACUGAACCUAUAGUUGCUUUUCCAAAAGAACAUACCCUCUCUGCAGACAACCACACUGGUUUCAGCUUCACCGGCGACCACACUGAUCCAUCUCGCAUUGAUGAGCUUGCUAUGUCUCUCCUAAAGAUCCUUAGUGAUGGGAUCAUCUAUGAGAUCAAGCAUGACACCACUCCGCUAUGAGGAGCCAGAGGUUCCAGCCACUGUACAUACCCACCUUUUGGUGCUACCUGCUUCUGUGAACUUUUGAAUGCUUAGCCAUGUAUCACGGUUAGGCAUGGUGUUUCAAUUCUUUUGGCAGUUGACUUUGCCUGGUAACAGGGACAAAUAGGCAAACAGUAUUCUUUUGGGUGUUCCAUCACGAGACACCGCUUACAGCACAGAUCCAAACUAAGAUUCAGAGAGCAGUUUGUCUCCACUACGAAGACAAGAUUCAAGAAACCAGCUUUGAGAUCAUGAGAAGGUACUGCAUCACAGCAACUCAAACACCUCCUCAUUUGAACAUGCCACUGAAUAGGAACAUGCUCAGUUAUCCUUCCUGGUUUCAAACUUGUCUGUAUUUAGUUGGCAGAAAACGUUGUUGCAACAUCGCAUUGGGUGCCAUCAGAAAUUCCUGGGUGAAUCUAUAGCGCAUUGACUGUAAUCUAUGCCUGUUCGAUGCACCUAGGACUUCUAGCUGAAUUUGUAUUGCAGUGAAUAUGCUUUAUGCUGCUGUUAUCUUUUGGGUUCGACAUCGAAUGUCUGAAUACUUUAUCUAUGGUUGCUAAAAUGUUUGCUUUUCCCAA